This is a messenger RNA of Pseudomassariella vexata, 1515 nucleotides long. RefSeq names its product glucose-6-phosphate 1-dehydrogenase. Lineage: Eukaryota; Fungi; Ascomycota; Sordariomycetes; Amphisphaeriales; Pseudomassariaceae. The coding region runs from base 1 to 1515 and encodes 504 amino acids. Gene Ontology annotation, biological process: pentose-phosphate shunt, oxidative branch; glucose metabolic process. Gene Ontology annotation, cellular component: cytosol. Gene Ontology annotation, molecular function: glucose-6-phosphate dehydrogenase activity; NADP binding. The transcript is spliced from 5 exons. The record is from RefSeq and is a predicted model, not a curated record.
AUGCUAACCGAAUUCGACAGCUCCAUGGAGCUCAAGGAUAACACGAUAAUCGUGGUCCUGGGUGCUUCGGGAGAUCUUGCGAAGAAGAAGACUUUCCCUGCCUUGUUCGGUCUCUAUCGUAACCAAUUCCUCCCCAAGAACAUCAAGAUUGUUGGAUAUGCGCGGACAAAGAUGGACCAUGAAGAAUAUAUCAAGCGUGUCAAGUCGUUCAUUAAGACUCCCACCAAAGACAUGGAGAGACAAUUGGAGGAGUUCGCCGAUCUCUGCACAUAUGUCUCGGGCCAGUACGACAAGGACGAAUCUUUCUACGGCCUCGACAACCACCUGAAAGAGUUUGAGAAGGACCGCAAGGAAGCUCAUCGUCUCUUCUACAUGGCGUUGCCACCCAGUGUCUUCACGAUUGUCUCGCAGCAUCUCAAGAGAUGCUGCUAUCCCACAAAAGGAAUUGCUCGAGUUAUCGUUGAGAAGCCAUUCGGCAAGGACCUGGCAAGCUCCCGUGAGCUUCAGAAGUCGCUUGAGCCCGACUGGGCCGAGGCUGAACUCUUCCGGAUUGACCACUACCUGGGCAAGGAGAUGGUGAAGAACAUUCUUAUCCUGCGAUUCGGUAACGAGUUCUUUGGCGCCACCUGGAACCGUCAUCACAUCGACAAUGUGCAGAUCACCUUUAAGGAGCCGUUCGGCACCGAGGGUCGUGGUGGAUAUUUCGACGAGUUCGGUAUCGUCCGCGACGUCAUGCAGAACCAUCUGCUCCAAGUGCUGACUUUGCUUGCGAUGGAGCGCCCUAUCUCCUUCUCGGCCGAGGAUAUUCGAGACGAGAAGGUUCGGGUUCUCCGUGCCAUCCCCGCUAUUGAGCCUAAGAACGUCAUCAUUGGCCAGUACGGAAAAUCGUUGGACGGCAGCAAGCCCUCCUACAAGGAGGACGACACCGUGCCCAAAGACUCGCGCUGCCCGACCUUCUGCGCCCUGGUUGCAUAUAUCAAGAACGAGCGGUGGGACGGCGUGCCCUUCAUCAUGAAGGCCGGAAAGGCGCUUAACGAGCAAAAGACGGAAAUCAGGAUUCAGUUUAAGGACGUUACUAGCGGUAUCUUCAAGGACAUCCCUCGGAACGAGCUCGUCAUGCGCAUCCAGCCCAACGAGAGUGUCUACAUCAAGAUGAACUCUAAGCUGCCUGGCCUUAGCAUGCAAACGGUCGUCACAGAACUGGAUUUGACAUACCGACGACGAUUCUCUGAUCUCAAGAUUCCAGAGGCGUAUGAGUCGCUCAUUCUCGACUGCCUGAAGGGCGACCACUCCAACUUUGUCCGAGAUGAUGAGUUAGAUGCUAGCUGGAGGAUCUUCACUCCCCUGCUCCACUACCUGGACGACAACAAGGAGAUCAUCCCAAUGGAUUAUCCAUAUGGCUCCAGAGGACCUGCAGUUCUCGAUGACUUUACGGCUAGUUAUGGGUACAAAUUCAGCGACGCGGCCGGCUACCAGUGGCCUACCACCUCCGCUAUACCCCCCAACAAGUUGUAA